Penicillium samsonianum is the source of this 3894-nucleotide messenger RNA. RefSeq lists its product as uncharacterized. NCBI's taxonomy places the organism in Eukaryota, Fungi, Ascomycota, Eurotiomycetes, Eurotiales, Aspergillaceae. Gene Ontology annotation, cellular component: cytosol. The transcript has 8 exons. Gene Ontology annotation, biological process: glutathione metabolic process. Bases 1 to 3894 code for a protein of 1297 amino acids. The record is from RefSeq and is a predicted model, not a curated record. Gene Ontology annotation, molecular function: 5-oxoprolinase (ATP-hydrolyzing) activity.
AUGCCUGAAGGUACCAACAAAAAGCCAUUGCGCAUUUCCAUUGACCGCGGUGGAACCUUCACCGAUUGUAUCUGCAAAGUGAUCAAUGGGGAUGAUAUUCUCGUGAAGAUAUUGUCUGUUGAUCCGAAGCACUAUGCCGACGCGCCAACUGAGGCGAUUCGCCGUGUUUUGGAGAUACACUAUAAAACUUCAAUUCCACGAGGCUCUGAACUAGAUCUCAAGGAUGUUGAAUGGAUCCGCAUGGGCACCACGGUAGCAACGAAUGCGCUACUCGAGCGCAAAGGCGAGCGCACAGCCUUACUUGUCACCGAAGGCUUCAAGGACAUCUUGUAUAUUGGCAACCAAAGCCGACCGUACAUGUUCGAUCUGUCAAUUCGACGAUCCAAACCGCUGUACUCAGACGUCUUUGAAGUCAAAGAGCGCGUGACAGUUGGGGCAUGCAGUGACUCAAAUCUCCGUACCGUGAAGCUGCAAUCUCCAGAGCCAGUCGAGUCGAUCGUUGGUACCUCCGGUGAGGUUGUUCAAGUGCUGCAACCUAUCGACCUGGCAAGCACUCGAGCUUAUCUGCAAGAUAUAUAUAAAAAAGGCUUCCGCUCGUUGGCGGUGUGCCUGAUGCAUUCCUACAUCUUCCCAACUCAUGAGUUGCAGAUUCGUGACUUAGCGCUCGAGAUUGGGUUUAAAUAUGUAUCUCUCUCACAUCAAACCUCUCCACGACCAAAAAUUGUCCCUCGCGGAAAUUCUACGGUAGUCGACGCAUACCUGACUCCAAACAUCGAACAAUACUUGCAACAAUUCUCAAAGAAUUUCCCUAAUAUCGACCAGUCCGGGACGCGAUUGGAGUUCAUGCAGUCAGAUGGUGGAUUGGUGCCCUCGUCAAAACUCUCUGGGCUGCACUCUAUUCUCUCUGGACCGGCAGGAGGUGUUAUCGGAUUUUCCCAAACAUGUUUCGACAUAGAAGAGCAGACCCCUGUCGUUGGAUUCGAUAUGGGAGGCACCAGCACCGACGUUAGUCGAUACGACGGUGAACUGGAUCACAUCUUCGAAACAACGACUGCUGGGAUCGCGAUUCAAGCCCCACAACUCAACGUGAAUACUAUCGCCGCUGGUGGAGGAAGUAUACUGGCCUGGAAAGAUGGACUCAUGUCAGUUGGUCCCGAAAGUGCCACCUCCAAUCCUGGGCCGGCCUGCUACCGUAAAGGAGGUCCUUUGACCGUGACUGAUGCAAAUCUGGCACUGGGACGGUUGCUUCCAGAGGAAUUCCCCUCGGUGUUUGGUGUUAAUGAGAAUGAACCAUUGGACAGAGAGGUUGUUCUCAACAAGUUCAAGGAUCUCACUCAAACUAUCAACCAAGAGACGGGUAAAUCACUGACGUGGGCAGAGGUUGCAGAUGGUUUCCUCCAGGUCGCCAACUCGGCAAUGUGCGGACCCAUUAGAAGUUUGACUGAGGCCAAGGGUUAUGAUGUUGCAAAGCAUCACCUCGCGUCAUUUGGUGGUGCAGGGGGUCAACAUGCCUGCGCUAUUGCCGAAGCCCUGGGAAUUCGGAGAGUUUUGAUCCACAAAUACUCCUCUAUCCUCUCUGCCUAUGGGAUUGGAUUAGCAGAUCUCGUGCACGAGGAAGAGCGGGUAUGCGCAAAAGCCUUUGACGACUCUACGUUCAAAACGAUAUACAGCGACAUGGAUAUUCUCGCAGACAUCGUCCGAGGCAAUGAGUCCAUGCAACCAUUUAACAAUGUUCAGACCCGCCGCUUCCUGAAUAUGAGAUACGAUGGUAGCGAGACUUCAAUCAUGGUCUCCCUGGAUAGCUCUGACGACCCUCGGGAGGAAUUUAUCAAAGCCCAUCAUCAGCAAUUUGGAUUCACUCCUACCAACCGUGCAGUGUAUGUUGACACUAUUCGCGUUCGAGCGAUUGGCUCCAGUAUAUUCUCUGGGCCUUCGGCCAAAUCUUUGAAUUCCCAUCCUAAACUCGUGUCUGGAUCAGUGGCCCCGGUCCCUAAAUCAUGGGAAUCCACUUACUUCAGUCCAAUGGGAUGGGUAAACACUCCAGUAUAUCAUUUUGACAAUUUGAGCGAUGGGUGCCAGAUCUCAGGACCGGCCAUCGUGAUUGACAAAACCCAGACAAUCCUGGUCAGCCCGCACUCAAAGGCGACAUUGACACAAGAUGUACUGGCCCUGGACGUGAGCUCCUCAGGUCCGAAAUUGACCAGUGCAGAGGUCAUUGACCCAGUUCAGCUUUCCAUUUUCCGCCAUCGGUUUAUGGGCGUUGCAGAGCAAAUGGGACGCGUUUUACAAAACGUCAGUAUCAGCGCCAAUAUUAAAGAGCGGUUGGAUUUCACUUGUGCGAUUUUCACACCCGAAGGAGACUUGGUCGCCAACGCACCCCAUGUACCCGCCAUGAUUGGGAGUAUGGCCUUUGCAGUCAGAUCACAGAUUGCCGAGUGGCAGGACAAGUUGCAAGAUGGUGAUGUUUUGCUCUCCAAUACACCAGAAUUUGGAGGUGUUCAUCUUCCUGACCUCACGGUCAUUACCCCUGUUUUCGACUCUGAUGGAAAGGAUAUAAUAUUUUGGGCAGCUUCGCGCGGUCACCACGCCGACGUCGGAGGCAUACUUCCUGGAUCAAUGCCACCCUUGUCAAAGCUUCUAUCCGAAGAGGGUGCAGUCUUUGAUUCAUACCUGCUGGUACGCGCUGGCCAUUUCGAUGAGGAAAAGCUUCACCGGGUGUUGUGCGUAGAGCCUGCGCGUUUCCCAGGCUCCAGUGGAUCCCGAUGCUUCCAGGAUAAUGUCACCGAUUUGAAAGCGCAGGUUGCUGCAAACCACUGCGGCAUCCGUCUCGUGCGGCAACUGAUCCAGGAAUAUUCUAUGGAUGUGGUUCAGAUGUAUAUGCGCGCAAUUCAAGACUCGGCUGAGCUCGCCGUGCGGAACCUCUUGAAGCGUCUUGCCAAUGAUCACAAUGGGGAAGAGAUAUCCGCGGUCGACUACAUGGACGACGGGACCCCGAUUAUGCUCAAAGUAACCAUUGAUCCAUCAGAUGGUUCUGCCAUCUUUGACUUUACAGGAACAGGUCCAGAGGUUUAUGGAAACUGGAAUGCUCCAAUUGCAAUCUGCAACUCGGCAGUUAUCUUUGCUUUGCGCUGCAUGGUUAACUCUGACAUUCCCCUCAACCAGGGCUGCAUCAAACCUGUACAGAUGAUCAUCCCUGAUAGGUCACUUUUGCGGCCCAGCUUCGAAGCCGCAGUGUGCGCGGGUAACGUAUUGACCUCACAACGGAUCGUGGACGUCAUUUUCAAGAGCUUCAAGGUCUGCGCUGCCAGUCAAGGGUGCAUGAAUAAUUUCACCUUCGGCAAUGACGGGGAGAAUGGGUUCGGAUACUAUGAAACCAUCGCUGGUGGGAGUGGCGGAGGCCCCGGCUGGGCUGGCACAAGCGGCGUGCAUACCAACAUGACCAACACGCGCAUCACCGACCCUGAAUCACUAGAACGCCGCUACCCGGUGAUUCUGCGUCGUUUCAUUCUUCGCGAAGGGAGUGGCGGCGCCGGAAUGUAUCCUGGAGGAGAAGGUGUUAUCAGAGACGUUGAACUGCGGCUGCCGAUGUCUGUGUCCAUUCUUUCCGAACGCCGCAGCUUUGCGCCUUACGGUAUGGCAGGGGGCGAUGAUGGCAAGCGCGGGAAGAACACAUGGAUCACUAAGGCUGGCCGGCAUAUCUCCGUUGGUGGCAAAAAUUCGAUCCGCGUCCAACCUGGGGACCGUUUCGUCAUUGAAACCCCUGGUGGUGGAGGAUAUGGAGUUCCUGGGGAACCAAAGAAAUCAAGCGUGGAUCAGUCAACGGUCAUGCCGUCGUUUGUUCCUAUCGCCAACGGUAGUGUGGCCGCCAAUCGGAGCUUGGCAGAGGAGGUGUAG